Anguilla rostrata (American eel) is the source of this 1183-nucleotide messenger RNA. It is a transcript of the gene mtx2, whose product is annotated as metaxin 2. The transcript is spliced from 10 exons. The coding region runs from base 139 to 969 and encodes 276 amino acids. The record is from RefSeq and is a predicted model, not a curated record. NCBI's taxonomy places the organism in Eukaryota, Metazoa, Chordata, Actinopteri, Anguilliformes, Anguillidae. Gene Ontology annotation, biological process: mitochondrion organization. Gene Ontology annotation, cellular component: cytoplasm; SAM complex.
UGGGAUUUAUAUAGGUCAAGCUCUACGCUUGCUGUUCCGGUAACCUUGUGUGUAUUUGUAGUGAACUGCUAGACUUUUAUUUAAAUUUAAAUUGCAUUUAUUGCGUAAACGUAGCAAGAUUCUUUCUGGUCUGCCGUCAUGUCUCUUGCUGCAGAGGCGUAUGUUUCUCAGAUAGCAGCUGCAGACCCAUGGCCCGAAAGCGCAACACUGUAUCAGCCCCUGAAGGAAGACCAAAUACUGCUCUCAGAUUGUGCCUCUUCUCUUGCUGUCCAGGCGUACCUGAGGAUGUGCCGCCUGCCCGUCCGCGUGCGCUGCCGGCCCAACGCCGAGUACAUGUCCCCAUCUGGUAAAGUUCCCUUCAUACACGUUGGAAAUCAAGUUGUGUCGGAGCUCGGGCCGAUAGUCCAGUUCACCAAGGCGAAGGGCCACUCUCUGAGCGACGGGCUGGACGAGGUCCAGAGGGCCGAGAUGAAGGCGUACAUGGAGCUGGUGAACAACAUGCUGCUGACAGCCGAGUUGUACAUCCAGUGGUGUGACGAGAACACAGUGGCGGAGAUCACAUGGCCGAGGUACAGCAGCCCUUACUCGUGGCCCCUGAACCACAUCCUGGCCUAUCAGAAACAGUGGGAGGUCAAGCGCAAGAUGGCCGCCAUUGGCUGGGCAGGGAAAAGCUUGGCACAGGUCUAUGAGGAUGUGAGCCAGUGCUGCCAGGCCCUGUCACAGAGGCUGGGGACGCAGCCGUACUUCUUUAAUAAACAACCCACCGAGCUGGACGCUCUGGUCUUCGGGCACCUGUUCACCAUCCUCACCACCCAGCUGACGUCCAACGAGCUGAGCGAGAAGAUCAGGACCUACGGCAACCUGCUGUCCUUCUGCCGCCGCGUGGAGCAGAACUUCUUCGAGGAGCACGGCGGCGACAGCGACCCGGGCGCCUCUCCCCGCUUCCCUAAAAGCCCGUCCCUGAUCUGAGCCUCGCUGGCCCCCUGCUCCCGACGCAUUCCCGCACGCUCGCUCCCCGCACACGCUCCCCGCUCCUCCCGCCAGCCUUCCAUUCCGCCAAGGCGCCAGUGUUCCUCUCUGAUGUAAAAACUUUUAUUUUCUUCCACGUUGUGCCGUGCCUCUUUGAUUUAAUGUGUUAUCAGGAAGUGCCUACCGGUAAUAAAAUUCCAUGAUUCAAACCAUC